Molecule: messenger RNA, 561 nt
Organism: Volvox carteri f. nagariensis
Lineage: Eukaryota; Viridiplantae; Chlorophyta; Chlorophyceae; Chlamydomonadales; Volvocaceae
Exons: 3
Coding region: 205-561 (118 amino acids)
Source: RefSeq, a predicted model, not a curated record
CGGCACAAGGAAAUUACACAAGGAAAUUACACGUGUGAUAUAACAGACAACAGCUAAGAGGCAAAGCUUUAAUCAGGUUCGUAGCCUGAAAUAGCAUUCUCAAAACAUUCACUCUAAGAAAUAUCUAUAUAUAUCCAUCUGUAUCCAUCAACUGUCCGAAAUGAGGCCUACCACCAGAACUUCCUUACUGCGUUUUUUUCCAUUAUGAAGGUCGUUAACUUUUCGGAUAAGCUAUGUUCACCAAUAAGGUGGGACUCGACCCAGUACACUGCAGUACACCAAAGACGCGAGAUGCAACUCUUCGCGACGCAGACCAUGAAGAGAAAACGUGCAGCGAUGGUGGUGGUGGUGAUGGUGGUGGUGAUGGUGGUGGUGAUGGUGGUGGUGAUGGUGGUGGUGAUGGUGGUGGUGGUGGUGAUGGUGGUGGUGAUGGUGGUGGUGAUGGUGGUGGUGAUGGUGGUGAUCAUGGUGAUGGUGGCACUAAUAAUGAUGUCAGUGUGGGCCAACCGUGAAGAGUCACUCCAUGGCACCUCCUCAACCUCGCCCUUCACUCCGGUCUGA